UUAUUGUGUUACGGUUAUUCGGAGAAGAACUGCAAGGCUGGCUGGUCAAGUCUUGUUUUGGUCAGUCGUGACAAUUGAAACAAUUGGAUUUUAGGGAAACUAGUGAAGACUAAAACUUAAAAAUUAGUGGUUUGAUGUAGGGCAAUACUAACAAUUCCACCUCGAAAUUAAGAAAAGGCCUGAAAUGUCUGAAGUUAAUUGGGAUCCGCCAACAGCCUCAUCAAAUUCCACCAAUUCCACGAUCUAUUUUGAUGCUGAAAAUGAAGCAGAUUCAGAUCAAGCUGAAGUCAGUUGCAGCACUACAGUUACAGAUAAUUUCAAUGGACAUGAAACGACGAAAAAUUUAACUGCAGACGAUGAUGGAACACAUUUCAUGCCAAUGGCCAGCGUUUGCAAGACGAUGACAGCAACAACACUAACGGAUGAGGAGGCAUCGGUCGAUAAACCACAAAGUGCAACAACAGCAUCAUCGUCCAGACCCCUGGCAAAAGCCUUGGACCUACAUGAAAGUGUGGACACAGAGGUGAACAUUAUGUCACACGAUCCCACAUGGAAGGGCCAAAAGAAGCAUAUUUUCAUUCUGAGUGAGGCUGGAAAACCCAUAUACUCAUUGCAUGGAAACGAGGAUAAGUUAGCCAUAUUAUUUGGUAUAAUACAGGCCUUGGUUAGUUUCGUUGAGAAUAGCCAAGAUGUCAUAACAUCAAUAAAAGCCAGGGGCAUACAAUUUGUGUUUAUGGUCAAGAGCAAUUUGAUUUUUGUGGCGGCAUCAAGGACACAUUUAAGUGUUGCCCAAUUGCAAAUGCAGUUAAACGAUGCUCACAAUCAAAUAAUAUCCACACUCACUUAUAGCCAAUUGACGAAAAUCUUCAAUCAACGUAAAAAUUUCGACUUGCGACGCCUGCUCGAGGGCAGUGAGCGACUAAUCAACAAUUUGCUUCUCAACGAUAGUAGUGGCAAAAAGAUUUCGAAUAAUGUGUUUGCAUUUCUCACCAAUUCAAUACGAAUUUUGCCGCUACAGUCCUCGGUAAGGACCUCCAUAUCACAGGCUAUCAAAGAAAAUUGUUCUAAAAUUAAAAAUUUAGUAUUUGCUAUAUUGCUAGCUCAGAAUAGAUUAGUAUCCUUAGUUCAAAUGAAGAAAUAUUCAAUACAUCCGGCGGAUUUAAGGCUGAUUGUAAAUUUAAUUGAAUGCUCGGAAUCAUUUAAACCUUCAGAGAAUUGGACACCCAUCUGUUUGCCCAAGUUCGAUAUGAAUGGCUAUUUGCAUGCACACGUCUCCUAUUUAGAAGAAAACUCGCCAGCUUGUCUUCUGCUGCUUUCCGUGGAUCGUGAUGCAUUUUUUGUUUUGUCCGAGGCCAAGCAGGCGAUAACUGAAAAACUCAAACGUUCACAAUGUAUUGAAGCAAUCAAUGAAGCUGUAAUGCAGACCACGAGAGGAAAACAACAACUAAACUCGAUUGGUAUUCCCGAAUUGAGGCAUUUCUUGUACAAACCCAAAUCGGCAGCCCAGAUUCUUUGCUCAGAAAUUGUUGCUCCCUAUACGAAUCUGUUGGACUUCGAACGUUUAGAAUCUUUGUACUGUGAUCUAUUGGAACGCAUACGUAACAGUAAACGCCCCCUCAAACUGAUACUGGAGACUAGAAGCAAUGAAGUGGCAUUGGCUUGGUCUACGGAAUACUAUGAGUUAUUCGUUGUCUUUGAUCCGCUAACACAGAAAAGUUCCGUCACCAAAGAUGUGGACAAGUUAAUCAAGUGGAUAGAAAAAGAGUACGAUACAUACUUCAUACGUACACAUCCAACGUUUUGAUGAUAACAAAUGGAAAUUUUAAAGAAAUUUAUUUAGUAUUUAGUUGAAAACAAAAAAGGAAAAAGUGGAAAAAGCUGAAGUUGAAUGAAACGCAACCAUAAGUAUUCUUGUAAACGAUAAACAAAUUGUGAUCUAAACUAUUAAAAAAACGACGAAAUACUAUUGUUCAACAUUAAAAAUUAAUGCUACUCUACAGAGAGGUAAGUGCAUUUUGCAUAUAUCGUAGCAUAGUCAACAAAUCAAAUCGGGGGGUUUGCAUAAUUGCUUAACUAUUCGUUGCAUCUAUUGUUGGGUGCAAAUAUAGUUGUUAUUUUUCUUUAGUUUCUCAUUCGAGUCUUGUUUCCAAAACACUUUCAACCCAACUGUAUGUAAGAAAUAUUCUCAAAUUGUAAAGAUGUAAGUAGUUAUUCUAAAUAAAUAAAAUGUACAAAACACUGUUUUUGGCUAA
This is a messenger RNA of Musca domestica (house fly), 2252 nucleotides long. RefSeq names its product vacuolar fusion protein MON1 homolog A (gene Mon1). The record is from RefSeq and is a predicted model, not a curated record. The coding region runs from base 185 to 1804 and encodes 539 amino acids. The transcript is spliced from 3 exons. Gene Ontology annotation, biological process: endosome to lysosome transport via multivesicular body sorting pathway; protein targeting to vacuole. Lineage: Eukaryota; Metazoa; Arthropoda; Insecta; Diptera; Muscidae.